Molecule: messenger RNA, 4362 nt
Organism: Megachile rotundata (alfalfa leafcutting bee)
Lineage: Eukaryota; Metazoa; Arthropoda; Insecta; Hymenoptera; Megachilidae
Gene: nompA
Product: no mechanoreceptor potential A
Biological process (GO): anatomical structure morphogenesis
Source: RefSeq, a predicted model, not a curated record
UAGGAAGCUGAUCGAGGUCCUACGAGUUGAUGAGGAAGAACUUGCGGAGCAGGCGGUUCUUCUGCGAAAUCUGGAACAAAAUUUUAGUUCAUUGGAAUGACUGAUUGCAGUAAAUGAAGAUGAAGAAAACUAAUGUAUCGCACCUGCUACAAUCAAUUUCCCUUCUCGCUACUCUAAAAGUAGUGGUUAAUGGUCAAACAACCUGCAAUGGCGGUUUAGGUCGAGUGGUCUACGAGAGGCUCCCUGACCAACAACUCCAGGGUUUCGACGACGACGUGGUGAGAGACUCUGCACCCCCGUUCAGAGUGUUGGAAAAAUGUCAGGAGCUCUGUCUACGCGACAGAACGGCGACGAACAAUUUAGUUCGAGCGUGUACCAGCUUCGAUUUUCAACCUGGUAGCAGAAUAGCAUCUUUCAGCGGAGCUGCAGAGUACGAGGAGAGUACUUGUUAUUUAACGAGGGAGCAGGCUCAGCCAGAAGGUAUAGGGAAUCUGAUGCUGGUGCCAAACAGCGUUCAUUUCACUGAAGUUUGCCUCGGCUCUGACAGGAUAGAAAGGGAAUGCCCUAAUAGACGGUAUGUGUUUGAGAGACAUCCGAGGAAGAAAUUGAAACUGCCACUGACGGAUAUUAAAGAAGUUAGCGCGGCGAAUAGAACGGACUGUGAGGACAGAUGUCUAAACGAGUUCAGCUUCAUCUGUCGAUCUGCAACCUAUGACACAGCACUGAGAAGCUGUGCUCUAAGUCGUUUUACCAGGAGAACUCAUCCAGAGCUACUUGAAGACGACCCAAAUUCCGACUACUUGGAGAACACCUGUUUAAAUGCUGAACGUCGCUGUGAUGGAUUGGCAGUGUUCGUCAAAGAAGAAAACAAGCGUCUUCGAGGACCAUUUGAAGUCGACAUUUACACGAACCUUACUUUGGACGAGUGUCAAGCUCUUUGUCUCAGAGCAGAAAAAUAUUUCUGCAGAAGCGUCGAAUUCGACGAACAAACGCGACAAUGUGUCAUUUCGGAAGAAGACUCCGUUUCACAAAAAGAUGAUAUCGGAAUCAGCAGCAGUCCUAGCCAUCACUUUUAUGACUUGGUUUGUUUGGACAAUCAUCCGUCCAUAGCACGUGGCUCCGAAUACCCGGACAGCAGCUCUUCGUCGCACCUUUUCUCCGAUGGACGACGUCCUGACACCGCGUUUCAACGUUAUCGAAACUCCCGUUUAAGCGGAGAAUUUCACUCGGAAAUCACCGGUCGCAGCCUGAGCGAAUGCCUUGACGAGUGUCUUCGACAGACCAGCUUUCAAUGCAGAAGUGCCGUGUAUUCUGAACAUUAUCACACCUGUCGAUUGAGCCGAUUCAAUCAACGCGAUGGCCAUAGGAUCAUCUACGAUGCAGAUUACGAUUACUACGAGAACCUUAUGCAUCAAUAUUUGGAUGGAGACCGAGACAGCCCAGGAUACAGGCCAGACCCUUUGGGACAGGACACCAAUUUUGGUCGACCAUCCUUAGGAAGACCCGGAUACCCGGACGACUACGACAAAGGAUACAGCAGUAGUGUUAAGCCAGAUCGUUAUCCAGACCGUCACCCAGAUCGCUAUCCCGAUCGCCACCCGGACCGUUAUCCAGAUCGUUAUCCAGACCGCUAUCCAGACCGCUAUCCAGAUCGCUAUCCAGACCGAUACCCGGACAAGUAUCCAGAUCGUUAUCCAUUGGACAGAUAUCCGGACAAGUAUGCGGAUCGUUAUCCUGGAGACAGAUACCCGGACAAGUACCCGGAGCGAUACCCAGACAAAUUCCCAGACAGAUACCCGGAGAAAUACCCGGAGAGAUACCCUGACAAAUAUCCGGACCGAUACCCCGACAAAUAUCCGGAUAGAUACCCGGACAAAUAUCCAGACCGAUAUCAUCUGAACGGACAGUAUCCCAUCGCCGGACCAGAUGCCUUUCCCGACCCCAUAGAUCGUUAUCCCGUCAGUGAUCGUUACCCAAUCCCUGAUAGAUAUCCAGGCUCGGACAGAUACCCAGUCGCUGACCGUUUCCCUAUCAGAGGUGGCGAUCGACGUCCCAUUCAACCUGAUCGAUAUCCCAUUCCUGAUCCUGCAGUGGACAGGUAUCCAACAAACAGCCGUUACCCUACUGGCGUUGGUGGUCGGUAUCCAAUAUCUUCGAGCCGUUUUCCUAGCGACAGCGAUCGAUAUCCUAACGCCAUCGACCGAUACCCCAUCCCUGAUGAUCCUCUGGAAAGAUACCCUUCAGCAGUAGGGGCUGUCAGACCCCACGUCGACCGGUAUCCCAUCAACGAAAGGUAUCCGGAGAAGGAUCUUUAUCCCAGUCGGUACCCUCCAUCGUCUCACGGUGCAUAUCCCGCAAACUACCCCGUGGACGACGUCUACGGUCCCCAGCCCCACUCAGAUCGCAACCCCUACGGGGUGGCAGGUCCUACAAGACCCUUGGGCUACGGUGGCUACAACAACGACGGUGGAAUCAUCGGAGGCGGUUACAUAGGCGAAGGCGGGGUGUACAACUCCAGACCUUUCGGCACCAGCGGCGGUCCUAUCAUCGGCCGACCGCCCCUGGUCUCCAGAUGCGACGAGCAGGACAACUUCCGGCAAGUCGGACCCCACACCAGGGUACGGAAACCAUUCGUCAGACGCUACACGACGGCCUCGUCUUUGGCGCAGUGCGAGAGGGAGUGCGCCGACGCCAGGGACUUCGUCUGCAGGUCCUUCAACUAUCGUCCCUACGCUGCUCCCUACGGCGCUGAAAGGGAUAACUGCGAGUUGAGCGACCGGGACUCCAGGGACAUGGACAUGGGCAAUCCUGUUUACUACGACACGGGAUCUGACUAUGAUUUCUACGAGCGGAACAACGGCAGACAGGGCGCCGACGCGGAGUGUCUCGACGUGAGUCAAGUCUGUAGCGAAGAUGGAAUGGAAUUUACUUUAAGGACACCGGAAGGAUUCAUUGGCCGGAUAUAUACUUACGGCUAUUACGAUCGCUGCUUCUUCCGUGGAAACGGAGGAACGGUGAACGUGCUGCGAAUCAGUGGUCCUCAGGGUUAUCCUGAAUGCGGCACUCAAAGAUAUGGAGAUACAAUGACAAACAUCGUCGUGGUACAGUUCUCUGACUACGUGCAAACAGGAAGAGACAAACGCUUCAAUCUCACGUGUCUGUUUCGAGGCCCUGGCGAAGCUGUCGUCACAUCCGGCUACAUCGGUGCCGGGUAUGCCAGAUCAGGGUCCCCAAUCCCCAUCGAAUAUCUUCCAGCAGAAAACACCCUGAGUUCCAGAGUACGUUUGCUAAUCCUCUAUCAAGGUAGACCUACAACAACCAUUGCUGUUGGGGAUCCACUUACUUUUAGGCUGGAAGCUCAGGAUGGAUACAAUUAUGUGACUGACAUUUUUGCUACCAACGUCAUAGCAAGAGAUCCUUAUUCAGGAAGGAGUGUUCAACUCAUUGACAGAUAUGGCUGCCCGGUAGACAAUUACGUGUUCCCGGGACUGGAUCGUCUGCGCGACGGAGACAGCCUCGAGGCUCGAUUCAACGCAUUCAAAAUCCCCGAAUCUAAUUUCUUGGUGUUCGAGGCGACAGUGAGAACUUGCCGGGACGGUUGUCAGCCCGCGUAUUGCUCAGGUGGUACCGGAAGAAGCGAACCGUCCUUUGGAAGAAGACGAAGGGACGUGUCUCAGAAUGACACAAUCACCGAAGAAAAUGAAAUAAGCACGAUAACGGAGGCUAAUGCAAAUGACACGUCCUCAGUGUCGAAUUCCACUGUCGUUGAAGAAGAUAACGACGAAGAAGAAGAAGAGGAGGAGGAGCAUGUGAGAGAAAUGAUCGAGGUACUCGACUCAAGAAUGGACAUCGACGAAGAAACAAUGGUCGAGAGGCAAACCACCAUAAUGGAGGACGUUUGCAUAACACCAAACGAGUAUUACGGACUGGUAACAGCAGUGGCAGUGCUCGUGGUGCUGCUUGCUUCCGUGGUAUUGUUAUCAAUGCUGAUCUACAGGAAAUACGCUUACGCGGUGAUCACGAAGAACCGCCGAGUUGAUAAAGCAUGCAAUCGCAGCAGUCAUUCGGACGAUGCUUACAGCAGUCGGGCGAAUAACUUCUCCUUCUUGAGAACUGGUCUUCAGAAACCAUUCCAAUCCACAUCAAUCUCGCGUUCCAUGAGCAACGUGAUCAGCCAACACGUGAGCUCCUCGACCGCUCUGGAGGGUGCUGUAGGAUUAUCGCCCAGGAGAACCGGAUUCGAUCCGAGUGAACCGAUUUAUACCGAUCCAUCAUUGUUCGAGGUUGCCCGCUGCUCGUCGCCGAAACCUGUACUCGAUGAUAACUUCCGUCUCAUGUGAACAACUUGAGGUCUAAGAACAC